Messenger RNA from Mytilus californianus (California mussel), 2195 nucleotides. RefSeq lists its product as uncharacterized. Gene Ontology annotation, biological process: positive regulation of DNA-templated transcription. Gene Ontology annotation, cellular component: nucleoplasm; chromatin. The coding region runs from base 56 to 1702 and encodes 548 amino acids. The transcript is spliced from 2 exons. Lineage: Eukaryota; Metazoa; Mollusca; Bivalvia; Mytilida; Mytilidae. Gene Ontology annotation, molecular function: ubiquitin-protein transferase activity; zinc ion binding. The record is from RefSeq and is a predicted model, not a curated record.
UGUCCUCAUAAUAGACACAGUUUGUAGACCCGAAACAGAUAACUUUCGUUUCAAUAUGUCGUCUGAACCUUUCUGCGAGCCAUGUACAAGUGACAACAAGCAAAGUCCUGCUGAAAAAUGGUGUGUAGAAUGUGACGAAGCAUUGUGUUCUCAGUGUUCAAAGCAUCACAGGCUGUCAAAAGCUACUAAAACUCACCACAUAAUGGAUUUUACUCAGAAAUCAUCGUGCCCAUGUGACAUUACAAGUCUAGAAUGUGUCAAACACCCGGGAAAGCAACUGGAGUACUUUUGUACAGAUCAUGAUGUCAUCUGCUGCCGUGACUGUCUCGCGAAGACACACAAAUCAUGUAACAAAACUGUGUCAUUAGAAACUGCAGCAGAGCAUGUGAAACAGUCAGAAGUGUAUACUGACUGCAAAGAAAGAUUGCGUGCUUAUUUAAAAUCAAUAGAUAGCAUUUUGAAAAACAGAGAUAAAAACUUGAAUGACCUACAGACAACAGGAAAGACAAUAAUGACUGAAAUAAAAAGCAUAAAAGAAAAACUUCUUCAACGCAUCAAUGAAAUUGAAAAAACCAUUAUUAGAAACAUAAACAGGAUUAUCGAAGAUGAGUCUGCAUGCCUUAAGAGCGAACAUGAUAAAGUUCUUAAUAUGCGACAAACAGCUGAAUUGUAUCAAAAAGACAUUUCUUUUGUAACAGAAAAAGUCCCUGAAAAACAUUCCUUUAUUUUCAUCCGAAAAAUGAGUGAUAAUAUUUUACAAAUAGAAGAAGACUUACAGAACAGACAACAGAAAUUUAAAGAUGUAAGGCUGGAAUUUCGAGAAUCCGAUGAACUAUCAAAAAUAGAAUCGUUUGGAAAUGUGGCAGUAAAACAAGAACUUUCAUCUUUAUCGUAUCAUUCACCAAAACAACGCCAGGCCCAGACCCUGUCAGUACAAACAACAUGUCAGACUUUAGAGCUGCAAAGUAAAAUUGAUGUUUCCGGUAAAACCAUCACGGGAAUGGCUAUUACUGAUGACAACAUUUUACUUUUAUGUGAUUAUGGAUGCUAUGAAGUACUCGUGUACAAUGAAACGAACCAGUACAUAAGAUCAGUGCAGAUGUCGUCUUCACCUUGGGAUAUCACAGUCAUACGAAACAAACCAACAGCUGUUGUCACCUUCGGUACAAGAAACAUUCAGUUUAUAGAUUUAAAAAGGCUAUCACCUGGUAAACAAAUAACAAUAACUACAAAUAACGCAAAACUACUCGGUAUAACAUCCACCUCAGAUAAUAUCAUGGUUGGUGGAACAGGACUGAUUUACAUUCUAGAUAUUGAAGGAAACAUGCUAAGUGGUGUCAAUUUCAAAAACGAAACUUUAAAUUAUAUCCAUUAUCUAGAAACCAGGAAGCAGUUUUAUUGUACAGAUUGGGGUAAUGCAAGUUGCAUUAAGAAAGAUGGGACACAAGCUUUUUCAUGCAGUAUCAAAGACGAAGAAAAUCACAGAACCAUAACAACCGACCAACACGACAAUGUAUACAUAGUCGGACGAUACACUAGAAAAAUUCAGAGAUUACACCCUGAUGGUACACCUGACCGAGUCAUACUGACUAAGGACUGUUGUAUUAAUGAACCUCUGGCGUUAUGCUUUAACAAAACGUAUGACAAACUUUACAUAUCGAAUUUCGGCUGUCGAGAAAUACUCGUCUUCAACUGUAGAUAAUAUUUAAACGUUGUGUAUGGUUAUAGGUUAUCAAAGUUAUACGAAGCGAAGCAAUGAAUGAUGUUUUUAAUUUGAUAGAUGCUUUUGUGCUUUUUUGUAAAUGAUUGUUUGUUUUUGAGAUUGUAACACAGUGAUGACUGCUGUACCCAUAUUUUGACUAUUUUAUUUAUUAUAAACAAGAAAACAUGUCUGUUUUGAUCACGCAUCGUUGUAAAUAUAACGGAAUUUGAUGAGACUGUCGUACAAGUGAGAGGUUUAGCGCUAUAAAACCAGGUUCAAUCCACCAUUUUCUACAUUUGAAAAUGCCUGUACCAAGUCAGGAAUAUGACAGUUGUUGUCCAUUCGUUUGAUGUGUUAUGUCAUUUGAUUUUGCCAUGUGAUUAGGGACUUUCCGAUUGAAUUUUCCUCGGAGUUCAGUAUUUUUGUGAUUUUACUUUUUACAUAGUGUAUUAUAUAAACAUUGUAAGUGUAUGAAUAAAAUUGGAAGAACACA